Molecule: messenger RNA, 366 nt
Organism: Pelobates cultripes (western spadefoot toad)
Lineage: Eukaryota; Metazoa; Chordata; Amphibia; Anura; Pelobatidae
Source: the annotation of a GenBank genome assembly
AUGGUGGCCUUAAGACUGAGUGGGCAAACGGGCAUUUGUGUAGAUGCUGUAUCCAAAGGGGGUCUUCUCGCUCUUUGUCGUGCACUGUUUCAAUCUCCAGCCUUAGACAAUGGUGAUGCUGUCAAACGCUCCUCCAAGGUUUCCCAAAAGCUCUCAAAAAUGGUUUCCAGCUUCGAAAGGGAGGUUAGUUGGGUCGUCUGUGGCAGUGUCAGGCCUUACCUGAAGGGCGUGAAAGCAUCUGCUAUCUUGUGCGUGCAUAGAUAUGCGGGAACUGGUGGGACUGAAUGCUUGGUGGCAAAAGGCCGUAUAGAGAACAGUCCAGUGGGGGGGAAGAAGUGGACCGUGGAGGAGUUCCGUAAGGGUUGA